CAGGGCUCUAUCCACUGCACCACCUGGGGAACCACCAAAUUUGGACCGUAAAAAUCACAGUCCCCAGGGAGUAAAACAUGGCAUUAGGGAGGAUAAAGACAGGAAAAGUAAUUAGACUGUUUAAAAUACAGGCAGAGGAGUUACGGACCAGAGGCCAUAGGAUUGUGGGACCAUGGAGAAACUAAUAUUUACCUGAAGGAUGGCAAGAUGCCAAUGGUGUGAUAAGUGUCUUGAACUUUAACACAAAUGAAGAAGGACAAAGAUAACUAACCUUUGGCCGUGUGCCUAAUCUGUCACUGUGAGAGUCAUCCAUACAUGAAUGGAGGGCAGCCUCCAUCAGGGCCUUAAAAGGGGACAAGCUGGCUUUCACAACUGAUAUUCAACAAUAGACUUCACCCCCUGAUUAGGGAAAUUGUGUUAAUUUGCUUACUUGGGCUCAAGGGUGGCUUCAUGAGUCCCCUUAGCUGAGCAGGAAUCGGGAUUGAGAAGCAGAACCUCAGAGCUGGAGGGGACCUUGCAGACCAUGGGGUCCAGCGUCCUCCUUUUGUAGGGGAGGAAACUGGCUCCCGGGAGCUCGUCAAUACAGGUUGGGCAGUGCCUUUGACUCCAAAUGCAGGCGGGAAGUCCAAUGUGUCUGCAGCCCAGGGCCCAGGAAGGGCACUAUUGCAAGGCACGGCUAGAAAAGAAGGCUGGAGCCAGACUCUGGAAGGCAUCGAGUGCCAGGCUGCAGAGAUUGGGCCCUAUUCAGAAAGGCUCCGUGCCAGCGUCCCCAAUACAUGGCUCAUUCCCACAGAAUCCUAGAAGCCGAAUCCCCUGCCUUUCUCCCUAGGACGUUAGGGGGUUAGAAGGAGAUCAAUUCUUUAAAAAGCUUUUAGAAGACGACUCUUCGAUUCUGCCAGCUGCUAGAGUUUAGCCAGAGGGCAUGUCCACAACUAGCUGUUUGUACCUCCUCCCUCGCGUUAGACUGAGCGUUUGUACGUUCGUUCAUUCACUCGUGCGUUCACUCGCUCACUCACGGUAUCCCGGCCCGUACCCAGGUGCACGUUGGACACAUGCCUGUUGCCUGCCUCACUGGUCUGGCCCAGCUCCGUGGUUGGCUGGGGGACGAGGCGCCUCGGGAGCGGCCGCUGGGCUGCGUGCAGUGGACAGGGCUCCUCGGCCCCUGGGCUGCUGGCCCCUCCUCCUUCUCUCUCCUCCCUCUCCCCCCUCCUCUCCCCGGACGAGCUGAGUCACGCCGGGCCCAGAGUACUAACGGGACCCGGGGAUCCGGGAGCUGUGGCUGCUGCGGGAGCGCGAGCCCGGGAGCUCCAGAUGAGGAAACCGAGGCCUCUAUAACGGACUCACUUGAAUGUGUUCUGUGGACCUUGUUUUGGAUGCUACCCGUCGUCGCUGGUUUCCAGAUUGGUGGAAGGAGAGGCCUUUUCUCAGGCCGGGAUGGGAUCCCAGAUCUCCGUGGAUGCGUCUGUGCACGUGGUCAUUGUCGGAGGCGGCUUCGGUGGGAUCGCGGCUGCCAGCCAGCUCCAGUCCUGGGGUGUCCCCUUCACGCUGGUGGACAUGAGAGACUCUUUCCAUCACAACGUGGCAGCCCUCCGGGCCUCUGUCGAGAGUGGAUUUGCCAAGAAGACGUUCAUUUCAUUUGCAAAGACCUUUGGGGACAGCUUCCGGCAAGACUUGGUGGUGGGGCUGGACCUGGAAAAGCAGCAGAUCCUGUUCCAGGGGGGUGAGGCCCUUUCCUACUCUCAUCUCAUCCUGGCUACGGGCAGCACUGGGCCCUUCCCGGGGAAGUUUAACCAGAUUUCAGACCUGCAGUCGGCCGUUGAGGCCUAUGAAGUGAUGGUGAAGCAGGUCCAGAACUCCCAGCAUAUUGUGGUGGUGGGAGGAGGCUCAGCCGGCGUGGAGAUGGCCGCAGAACUUAAAACUGAUUAUCCUGAGAAAGAGGUCACUCUUGUUCAUUCUAAAGUCCCGCUGGCAGACCCAGAGCUCCUUCCUUCUGUUCGGCAGGAAGUGAAAGAGAUUCUCCUCCAGAAAGGGGUGGAACUUCUGCUGAGUGAGCGAGUAAGCAACCUGGAGGAGCUGCCUCUCAAUGAGUGUCGUGACAGCAUCCAGGUGAAGACGGACAAGGGGACUCAGCUGGCGGCCAACCUGGUGAUUCUCUGCAAUGGAGUUAAGAUCAACUCCUCUGCCUACAGCAGCUCCCUGGGUGAUCAAAUGGCUGCUAAUGGCGCCUUACUAGUUAAUGAUCACCUCCAGGUGCAGGGAUUUAAUAAUAUCUUUGCCAUUGGGGACUGUGCUAAUGUGAAGGAACCCAAGAUGGCAUACCAUGCUGGACUGCAUGCCAACGUUGUUGUGACCAACAUUGUCAACAGUUUGAAACAGAAGCCACUGAAGACCUACAGGCCAGGUGCACUGACGUUUCUGCUGUCUAUGGGAAGAAAUGAUGGUGUGGGCCAGAUUAGUGGCUUCUACAUUGGACGGCUCUUGGUUAGGUUCGCCAAGAGCCGGGACCUGUUCGUCUCCACAAGCUGGAAAACUAUGAGGCAGACAGCACCUUCGUAGAAAGUAAGAAGAAAAGGUAAUGAAACCAAUUAAUCAGUGGAUUUAAAAAAAAAAGAAGAUAAAAAAGAUGGACAGAAAACAUCAGAUGGACUGAGAUAGCAGAAGGAAGCAGUUCCUGUCUACGCUCACAAUACCUGGAAUGUAUCAGCAGGAUUGCUUGUUAGAUUGCUGGUGUCUAGCACACAAGAGGAAGCAUUAGAAAAAUAUUUCCUAAAUGGGUCAUUUUUUGGGUUGGACAAAGUCAUUCACUUGCUUGGUUUCAGGUGAGGGUACCCAGCCACGCAUGGCUAGCCAAUCCCAUGGGAAGUGGGCAUCCUGAAGCAUCUGACUAGGGAUAGAAAAGCAGACAAGUCUCAAGGCAUGCCCCAGGCCUUCUGUUACUGGGGUGGGAAAGGGGGAGAGAUCAUGUGAAGAGGCACAGGUAGAAUUCCAAUGCAAGUCCUCUGACUCCAGUGGCCUUUAUCACUUUUCCUCUUGUUAGGGGGAAACGAGUGAAAGAGUGGGAGUAGAUGGGGUGGGUUUAGCCCCUCUCCCCUUCUUCAGGCAGACACUGUGCUGAUCUGGGCAUCCCUGGGGGAGAUGAGGCUCAUCUGCUGGACAGACUUCAGGUGAGUGGCCGUGGUGUUCAUUGUUUAGCAGCCAGACUUAAGUUGUCUUUAACUUUCCAUUAGUGCUAGACAAGCCAGAAACUUAUUGAAAUGAUGAAACUUUUUGAGUCUCUACUUUUAGCUCCUCUCUCUAUAAUAUCAGAUAAAUUUUAGAAGGAUGAAAUGUCUUAAGGUCAAAUUACCAGCUAGAUUAAUCCAUCAACAAAGGAUGCUCUCUUCCCAACCUCUUAACUUUCAGAUAAUUAGGGAAACGGAACAGUAGUAAUAUACACUUUGCUACAUUACUGUACUACUGCUAGUGUUUAAGACUUCCAAAGAUCUGUGAUUUUAUCGAUGUGAGUAUUUUUUCCCCACACUGAUUCCAACCCUUAGAAUAAUUUGGCAAGUUACUUUGGUAACUCCCCUUGGUGGCCAACUUUUUGGUUGAAAUGCCAUCUCAAUUGAUAGCUCAGGUGGGUCCUGGGACCCGUGUUUAUCACCAGUUCCUCAAACUCAAAGUAUUUCCCUUUUUGUAGGACCUUCCAGAGCUCGAAUUCUGUUGGGGUAGCUUCCUGAGACUCCAUGGUCAAUUCCACAUCUUAAAGAGAUAUGGGAGGAGGACUGUAAUGGAGGGAUGUUUAAUAUUAGAGAAGCACAUGAGUCUGCUGGUCAGCUCAACAAAACGGUUCUUGACAUGUUAAAUACUUACCUUCCUCUUGAUGGAGGGUGUCUGACCAUACUGGUGUGGCUAAGGCUCAGCUUGAUGAAAUGAGCCAGCGGCAAAGGUUUGUUGGCAAAUCCUGUGCUCACGUCCCCCCCGGCAGUUAGCUUUGGUUUCCUGGCUAACACUGGGAUGUCAUAAGCCAGGAUUCUUAGCCAAUGUGAGGAAUGGAAAGAGCACCGGACUCGGAUUGAAGGGACUUGGGAUCAAACAUGGACUCCUGUCUCCUAGCUCUAAAUCUCAUGUUACUCGUGGGCUUGGGUUAUUUUCCUUUAGCAGACCCGCCGUCAACUUACUUUAAGGCAUUAUUAUUGACCUGUGUUUUCAGGUGUGGUUUUCCAUCCUUCACUUGUCUUUCAGAAUCUUUUCUGUCAGGACUAGAUGGGAAGAGCAUUAGGAGACAGGUAUUAAAUUAUAAUUGGCUCAAACUAAAAGGAAGCUUCUUGGGUUAGACUUCUUCUGGUUGCUUCUCCUUUGCCGAAGGCAUGGAGUGCCGGCCUACUCAAAUUAACCUGCUUGGGCCGGUCACUUCUCAGUAAUUGCCCUAACCGCUGCGCUACCCCGUGGAGGUUCAGAACCAUUCUUAGAGGAGGACCCGCUUCUUGUCCCCUACUUUCCAGACCCGUAAUGUGACUCUUUUCCUACCAGAACAGCUGCUUACCUGUAGCUCAAGAGUAGCAGGCUCUACCUGAGGUCCGUAGGCCCACUGAAUCUUAGAGCUGCAAGAGGCCUAGGUGGUAUCUGGUCCAAUCCUCUCAUUUUAGAGAUGGGAAGAUUGAGACUCAGAAGUGAAACAGCUUGUCCAAGCUGGCAGAGAAGACGGCCCUUCUACUGAUUCCAAAUCCAGCCCCCUCUGGGUCCCCCACUUUUUAAACCAUACCCCACUCCACAGAAGGCCUGAAAAGUAGGGUGGGGAGCUUUGCUGUACCAAUAGGCUUGGGAGGUGGGAGCCUAACUCUGGGUCUGGGCCGGCAUUGGUCCUACACCAUCGAGGGGGCAGGCUGUGCCCUUAUCUCAUUCCAGACAUAUGUCAACACAAUGAAAUGACUUUAAUUUUGGGAAAUAAAAAAUCUGCUGCAAUAGAA
Phascolarctos cinereus (koala) is the source of this 4949-nucleotide messenger RNA. RefSeq names its product AIF family member 2, ferroptosis suppressor (gene AIFM2). Gene Ontology annotation, cellular component: mitochondrion; cytoplasm. Gene Ontology annotation, molecular function: electron-transferring-flavoprotein dehydrogenase activity; flavin adenine dinucleotide binding. NCBI's taxonomy places the organism in Eukaryota, Metazoa, Chordata, Mammalia, Diprotodontia, Phascolarctidae. The record is from RefSeq and is a predicted model, not a curated record. Gene Ontology annotation, biological process: positive regulation of apoptotic process; apoptotic mitochondrial changes.